AUGAGCGUGAUAGCUAGGUUCUUGUACUACUUGAGGUCCGUGUUGGUCGUACUGGCGCUUGCAAGCGGCGGCCUUUACGGUGUGAUCGUCUCUAUCAUUUGCACGUUGAUUGGUAAACAACAUCUGGCACAGUGGAUUACUGCGCGUUGUUUCUACCAUGUCAUGAAACUGGUGCUUGGCCUUGAAGUCACGGUUAUUGGUGAGGAGAAUUUGGCUAAAAAGCCCUACAUUAUGGUUGCCAAUCAUCAGUCCACCCUGGAUAUCUUCAUGUUGGGAAGAAUUUUCCCACCUGGUUGUACAGUUACUGCCAAGAAGUCGCUGAAAUAUGUCCCAUUUUUGGGUUGGUUUAUGGCUUUGAGUGGUACUUACUUCCUAGACAGGACUAAAAGGCAAGAAGCCAUCGACACCUUAAAUAAAGGUUUGGAAAAUGUUAAGAAGAACAAACGUGCUCUAUGGGUUUUUCCUGAAGGUACCAGGUCUUACACAAGUGAAUUAACAAUGGCACCCUUCAAGAAAGGUGCUUUCCAUUUAGCACAACAGGGUAAAAUUCCAAUUGUUCCCGUAGUUGUUUCGAAUACCAGCACCUUGAUGAGUCCUAAGUAUGGGGUCUUAAACAGAGGCCGCAUGAUUGUUAAAAUCUUAAAACCUAUUUCAACUGAGAAUUUAACUAAGGACAAAAUUGGUGAAUUUGCUGAACAAGUUAGAGACCAAAUGGUUACUACCUUAAAGGAGAUUGGUUACUCUCCUGCCAUUAACGAUACUACUCUACCACCACAAGCUAUUGAGUACGCUGCUCUUCAACAUGACAGAAAAGUGAACAAAAGCAAGAAUGAGCAUGCGACUUCUGUUGGCAUUAGCAACGACGUCAGUACCAACCACGAAGAAUCUUCCAUAAAAAAGAUGAAUUGA
This is a messenger RNA of Saccharomyces mikatae IFO 1815, 909 nucleotides long. It is a transcript of the gene SLC1, whose product is annotated as 1-acylglycerol-3-phosphate O-acyltransferase SLC1. Gene Ontology annotation, molecular function: 1-acylglycerol-3-phosphate O-acyltransferase activity. Gene Ontology annotation, cellular component: membrane; endoplasmic reticulum. The transcript has a single exon. The coding region runs from base 1 to 909 and encodes 302 amino acids. The record is from RefSeq and is a predicted model, not a curated record. Gene Ontology annotation, biological process: phosphatidic acid biosynthetic process. Lineage: Eukaryota; Fungi; Ascomycota; Saccharomycetes; Saccharomycetales; Saccharomycetaceae.